Molecule: messenger RNA, 4662 nt
Organism: Propithecus coquereli (Coquerel's sifaka)
Lineage: Eukaryota; Metazoa; Chordata; Mammalia; Primates; Indriidae
Gene: AP2A2
Product: adaptor-related protein complex 2, alpha 2 subunit
Exons: 22
Coding region: 66-2885 (939 amino acids)
Biological process (GO): intracellular protein transport; clathrin-dependent endocytosis
Cellular component (GO): AP-2 adaptor complex; membrane coat
Molecular function (GO): clathrin-cargo adaptor activity
Source: RefSeq, a predicted model, not a curated record
CCGGCUCCGGCUCCCCGCGCUCCUCCGCCCGGGCCCGCCAGCCGGGCCGCUCCCGGCGCCCGGAGAUGCCGGCCGUGUCUAAGGGGGACGGGAUGCGGGGCCUGGCGGUCUUCAUCUCGGACAUCCGCAACUGCAAAAGUAAAGAAGCAGAAAUAAAGAGGAUAAACAAGGAACUGGCAAAUAUUAGAUCAAAAUUUAAAGGUGACAAGGCUCUUGAUGGCUAUAGCAAAAAAAAGUAUGUCUGCAAGUUGCUCUUCAUCUUCCUCCUUGGUCAUGACAUCGACUUCGGACACAUGGAGGCUGUGAACCUGCUGAGCUCAAACAGAUACACGGAAAAGCAGAUUGGCUACCUCUUCAUCUCCGUGCUGGUGAACUCCAACAGCGAGCUGAUCCGCCUGAUCAACAACGCCAUCAAGAAUGACCUGGCCAGCCGGAACCCCACCUUCAUGGGCCUGGCCCUGCACUGCAUCGCCAACGUGGGCAGCCGGGAGAUGGCCGAGGCCUUUGCUGGGGAGGUCCCUAAAAUCCUCGUAGCUGGAGACACCAUGGACAGCGUGAAGCAGAGCGCCGCCCUGUGCUUGCUGCGCUUGUACAGGACGUCUCCCGAUCUCGUUCCCAUGGGUGACUGGACGUCCCGAGUGGUUCACCUCCUCAACGACCAGCACUUGGGUGUGGUAACUGCCGCCACGAGUCUGAUCACCACACUGGCACAGAAGAACCCGGAAGAGUUCAAAACGUCUGUUUCCUUGGCUGUCUCUAGAUUAAGCAGAAUUGUGACGUCAGCCUCAACGGACCUCCAGGACUACACCUACUACUUCGUCCCGGCGCCCUGGCUGUCGGUCAAGCUGCUGAGGCUGCUGCAGUGCUACCCACCGCCAGAAGACCCUGCAGUGCGAGGCCGCCUGACAGAGUGCCUGGAGACCAUCCUGAACAAAGCCCAGGAGCCGCCAAAGUCAAAGAAAGUCCAGCACUCAAAUGCCAAGAACGCUGUGCUCUUUGAGGCCAUCAGCUUGAUCAUCCACCACGACAGUGAGCCCAACCUGCUCGUCCGCGCUUGUAACCAGCUGGGCCAGUUCCUGCAGCACCGGGAGACCAACCUGCGCUACCUGGCCCUGGAGAGCAUGUGCACGCUGGCCAGCUCCGAGUUCUCCCACGAGGCCGUCAAGACGCACAUCGACACCGUCAUCAACGCCCUCAAGACCGAGCGGGACGUGAGUGUGCGACAGCGGGCCGUGGACCUGCUCUAUGCCAUGUGUGAUCGCAGCAAUGCCCAGCAGAUCGUGGCCGAGAUGCUGAGCUACCUGGAGACAGCCGACUACUCCAUCCGAGAAGAGAUUGUGCUGAAGGUUGCCAUCCUGGCCGAGAAGUACGCGGUAGACUACGCCUGGUACGUGGACACCAUCUUGAACCUGAUCCGAAUUGCUGGUGACUACGUGAGUGAAGAGGUGUGGUACCGUGUCAUCCAGAUUGUCAUCAACCGGGACGACGUGCAGGGCUACGCCGCCAAGACCGUGUUCGAGGCUCUGCAGGCUCCGGCGUGCCACGAGAACCUGGUCAAAGUGGGCGGCUACAUCCUGGGGGAGUUUGGAAACCUGAUCGCUGGGGACCCAAGGUCCAGCCCUCUGGUCCAGUUCAACCUGCUGCACUCCAAGUUCCACCUGUGCAGCGUCCCCACCCGGGCGCUCCUCCUGUCCACCUACAUCAAGUUCGUGAACCUCUUCCCGGAGGUGAAGACCACCAUCCAGGACGUGCUGCGCAGCGACAGCCAGCUGAAGAACGCGGAUGUGGAGCUGCAGCAGCGGGCCGUGGAGUACCUAAGGCUCAGCACCGUGGCCAGCACCGACAUCCUGGCGACCGUCCUGGAGGAGAUGCCACCAUUCCCAGAGCGCGAGUCCUCCAUCCUGGCAAAGCUCAAGAAGAAAAAGGGCCCAAGCACGGUCACGGACCUGGAGGACACCAAGCGGGAGAGGAGCGUGGACGUGAACGGGGGCCCCGAGCCCGCACCGGCCAGCACCAGCGCUGCGUCUACACCCUCUCCGUCGGCAGACCUGCUGGGUCUGGGGGCUGCCCCUGCUGCCCCUGCGGGCCCCCCACCCUCCUCUGGCGGCGGGCUGCUCGUGGAUGUGUUCUCAGACUCUGCCUCCGCGGUUGCGCCUCUCGCUCCUGGCUCCGAAGACAACUUCGCCAGGUUUGUUUGUAAAAAUAAUGGUGUGUUGUUUGAAAACCAGCUGCUUCAAAUUGGACUUAAGUCUGAAUUUCGGCAGAAUUUAGGUCGGAUGUUUAUAUUUUAUGGUAAUAAGACCUCCACGCAGUUCUUGAAUUUUACUCCAACGUUGAUCUGUCCAGAUGACCUUCAGUCUCGUCUGAACCUGCAGACCAAGCCUGUGGACCCGACCGUGGAUGGCGGUGCCCAGGUGCAGCAGGUGGUCAACAUUGAAUGCGUGUCCGACUUCACAGAGGCGCCGGUCCUCAACAUUCAGUUCAGGUAUGGCGGCACCUUCCAGAACGUGUCUGUCCAGCUGCCCAUCACACUCAACAAGUUUUUCCAGCCCACGGAGAUGUCGUCUCAGGACUUCUUUCAGCGCUGGAAGCAGUUAAGCAAUCCACAGCAGGAAGUUCAGAACAUCUUCAAAGCAAAGCAUCCGAUGGACACAGAGAUCACUAAAGCGAAGAUUAUUGGAUUUGGUUCUGCGCUUCUUGAAGAAGUUGACCCUAAUCCUGCCAAUUUUGUGGGGGCUGGCAUCAUACAUACCAAAACCACCCAGAUUGGAUGCUUGCUGCGCUUGGAACCCAACCUGCAAGCCCAGAUGUACCGGCUCACACUGCGGACCAGCAAAGAGACCGUCUCUCAGAGGUUGUGCGAGCUGCUGUCGCAGCAGUUUUGAUCGGCGAGGAUGGAAGACCAGGCCGUGCGCGUGUGCGCUUUCAUCAUCUCUGCCCAUUGUCUCGGUGACCAUCUUGCACAUAAGCACCCUGUCCGCGUCCCGCAGCGCACGGUCUCCCGGCCGCUCUUCCAGGCCCGUCCCUCGUGGGCCGCCCAGGAGGAGAGGCUCAGCCCUGCAGGGGCCGAGUCCGGAGGAGGGAGUGUGGACCCUGGGAUCAGUUUUUAUAGAAAUCAAGACAGUUCUGUGGUUAAAUCUUCAAAUUAAAGGGAGGUUAGAAGUUUGAACGGAAGUGGGAAUUUUGUUGAGAUUUUACUGAAAUGCCGCUGCUCUGUUGAUCAUCUGCGCUCUGAUUUUCUGAGCGUGGCAGCGCACGACCACUGCGCUGGUCGUGAGGCUGACCCUCAGCUACGUGGCUGUCCUUGCGGGUGGCCCCUGACGGGCCGGGCAGCACGUCCACUCAGGGCAGGGCCCUGGGAGGAGGGCAUAGCUGUCCUUGUGGGUUUGCUGCUGCACCAGCUGCAGUUUUUCUGGGGCAGGAUUUUAACCUAGAACCUAGAAACAUUUGUUUUUAAUGAUGCUCCUGGUGAAAGCGCCUUUCCUGGCCAGGUCUAAUUCUGUUCUCUUUUCCCAGCACCAGUGUUCUUGGGGGUGUUCGUAAUGUUCUGACUGUUUGAGACCUUAACUUCGCAGUUUUGGGGCAGGAGUGUGCCGGGUGGCUCCGGAGGGUGCACACGUUGUUCCCCUUUUGGUUUCAAAUGAGUAUGCUGUCCCCACGGUGUGCCUGAGGACCUGGAGGUGUGCUGUCCCUUGCCCUGUCGAGGCAGGUCUGCCAGGGCCACGGGGUGGAGGAGGGGAACCUCUGUUUGGCCGGGAAGCAAGAGGCCGUGUGCAGGGACAGUGGCCCCAGACUCGAGCCACGCGGAACACGCUGCCCGCCGGUGGCCCAGCUCUCACCUGUCUUUCUGGCCCUGGCACCCGGGCUGCCCGUCUGGCACCUUGAGACAGGGGAGUGGAGCAGGGUUAAGAGGCCUCAGGAGCAAGGCCAGUGCCUGGGAUUGGCGCAGACACAGAUGGGGCUGGUUUGUCCUAAAUACACGCAGCUGUCACCAGCAGCUGAGGACGCUGAGGAGGCGCGUGGGCACCGAGGUCAGCUCCUCCGUUGUCUGAGCAGCUUCUCUCUGCCUGACCUGCCCUGGAGGAGUCCACAGAUGUACAACCUCAAGGGACAUGGAGGGUGAGUGGUCACAUGCGUGAGGUCUUUGCUCUGGCUGUCAGCCUGCUGCAGUGCGGGUCCUGGGGCAGCUGCAGGGGCUGCAGCCCACUCAAGGUCCCAGUGGCCCCCAUGCCAUGGGACCCACGUUUCUGUGUGGCUCAUAUUCCAGUGUGUUGGACUUGGGUCAGAGGGUGACAGUAUCAGAGGAACCAGCACCGACUAUGCUGGCCCUUCUAUGUCCCGUGGAGGCUGUGGUCAGUGGCUGUGCCCCUGUACCAUGGCCCACACCAGCCACAGCCCUGGGCUUGUCUGUGCAGCCAGAGUGAUGUCCCAAACUGCCAGACAGUACUCUGUCCCCAGUGUGUGCUCAUGCACCACCGUCUGGGCCGAGGGCACAGCCAGGCCCGCAUGGUGUUUGCUCACAGGCCACGAGCAGCUCGUGGAUGGUGUCCUGUGUUGUCAGCCCCUCCCUCAGGCAGAGGAGAGGCCUUCCCUGUGCGCUGCUCCGGAGGAGGUGCCCGUCAGUACAGUGUGCUCCAUGUCAAAGAAAAAUAAACGCUAGAA